Molecule: messenger RNA, 2408 nt
Organism: Myxocyprinus asiaticus (Chinese sucker)
Lineage: Eukaryota; Metazoa; Chordata; Actinopteri; Cypriniformes; Catostomidae
Product: transmembrane protein 178B
Exons: 5
Coding region: 546-1430 (294 amino acids)
Cellular component (GO): membrane
Source: RefSeq, a predicted model, not a curated record
AGCAACAUGCACAGAGGAUGUUCGAGGAGGAUGCACCAUCUGCCAAAUGUUCUAAUGUCCACACACUCAUCUGUUCAUCAUGCUUAUGAGAUGCUGAGUCGUUGAACCGUUUGAUAACGCAGACCUUUUUUUUUUUUUUUUUUGGCAGCGCAUCCUGUAUAACGUAUAGGCUUCAGUGACUGCAAACGUAACAUGGGCUGGGGAUGCUUUUAUUGCAGUGGAGUGGACAUGCCUCCCCAGCUUUAAUUGGGCUUGGUUCCGGUGAGCGAAGAUAUCUGGACUGAAUGCAAUACGAUUCAUUCACUCGUAUUACAUGGGAAGCGCUACGGAUGGGCAUUGAGUUGCGAGUUAAAUAAGGCUUCUUUAUAUUUUCUUUGGUCAAAUAAGCACAUAGUGGCUUCACCUCGAGCUCUCAAAUUCAAACGAAUUCCUCUGCACCGCCUGAAAUUCAUUCUCUCUGCCCGCGUGUCCGGUGGGAUGCGGAUGCACGUCCAGGAGCUGUCCGAGCUGUUGUGGUGCUGAUGCGGCUCUGAGCGCACGCGAGCAUGGCUGCCGGGAAGUUGCUGCUCUACGCCGGUCUGUCUCUCUCCCUCUGCGCUCUCGGGAUGUUGGCCGUGGCUAUCUGCUCCGACCACUGGUACGAGACGGACGCGCGAAGGUACCGAGAGCGGUGCCGAAGUUUCUCCAGUCGCCGGAAGGACCCGGGCUUUAUUUACAUCCCCAACAAUAGCCUCCCUCUGCGCGCGAGCCGCUCGCGCCUAGACCGCUGGGAGGAGAAGCUGCUGCUGGCGCGGAACAGACGGCAGCUGUUCGCCAUGAGCGCCGCCGAUGAGUGCAGCAGGCAGUAUAACUCCACCAACAUGGGGCUGUGGAGCAGAUGCCAUCGCCUGGGAUUUGAUCAAGAUAUCGAGGACCUCAUUCGCAAAGGGUCGAUUGCAAGAUGCUCCUAUAUCAAGUACCACUACUCCUCAGCCACGAUACCCAAGAAUCUUUCCUACAACAUCACUAAGACCAUACGUCAGGAUGAGUGGCACUCUUUGCAUCUGCGGAGGAUGACGGCAGGCUUCAUGGGAAUGGCAGUGGCCAUCAUUCUGUUCGGUUGGAUUAUUGGGAUGCUAGGCUGUUGCUGGGAUCGUGGCCUCAUGCAGUAUGUGGCAGGACUGCUCUUCCUUAUGGGCGGCACAUUUUGCAUCAUUUCCCUUUGCACCUGUGUAGCAGGCAUCAACUUUGAGCUGUCCCGUUAUCCUCGUUACAUAUACGGUCUCCCAGAUGACAUCAGCCACGGUUAUGGCUGGUCCAUGUUCUGUGCUUGGGGCGGUUUGGGCCUGUCCCUCAUUGCUGGCUUCUUCUGUACACUGGCUCCCUCCAUACAGCCAAUUCCCCGCUCUACGUGCCCCAAGUCCCGUCAAGAAAAUGGCACUGUGUGUUAAUCCCUGAUCCCUACAUGCAGCUGGACAGUAGGGGAAAAAAUACAUCCAAAAAAUAGACCAUAACUGAUGAUAAAAAUUAUGAAUUCAUAUAAAAUCAUUCUAAUCUCACCAACCAGGCCACAAAUGCCAUUUUAACCAUGUGUGUGAGUGUCCCAAUUGUUCAAAAGAAAACAGACAAAAAAGAUGAAAAAAUAGGCAUACAUGGUUAAUUGUAAAGAUUGUGUUGGUGAGCCUUUCUGUUGUUGAGAUAUGGCACAAGAAAAUGGUACGUUGUUAUGAGCACAAGAACAAAGAUGACAUGAAAUUAAGAAAAUACUUGCACAUUGUUCAACAACAUAGAGACAACAUUGCUCAUUCUGAUGCCAUUUGACACAUGGAUGGAUAUGGACAUAUAGACCAAUACCUAGAAACUGCCAAAUGUCCUCUCUCUGGAGUCUAUGGUAAUAGUGUCUGGAAAGCACCACAUGCAGCUAUAUAACCAGUGUAUGGAGGUCUCGUGCCAAUGUUUUAAGCCCAGGAGCUCUGAAAGUUCUGAACCGCAAGGACCAUAGUGUUCAUUCACAUGAGAGGACAACUACUUAGAGGCAUAGAUUUGGAUCUGUUGUGUUUGAAUUGUUCAGUUGGGCCCUGGAGACUAUUAAAAUGCCUCUUGGGAUCUGGCUGAAGUAUCUGCUCAAGCGUCAAUGAGCAUCUCUGGAAGAUUUUAGGAAUGGGACAUGCCUGCUCAUGACAUUAUAUUGUUAUUUCUGUACAGCAAAUUGUAAUGAAAAAAAAAAAACAACAACAAUACUUAUAUUCCAGAAGAUAAAAAAAAAAAAAAAAAAAAAAAAAUCCAAACCGAGGGGAUACAUUUUUAAGCAUUUACUUGUUUUUCCAUUCUUCAUUUAGUCCAAAUGGUGUCAGAGAACAUUUCUUACAUGCUUUCCAUUUUAUUAUGUGCUUUGGUUUUCUUGUAAUUACAUUUAUCAUUACAGUGAA